AUGACAAUUGCAAUUGAAGAGGUAUUUCGGAAUUCUUAUCAUCGUCUAUGUCUUUGGCAUAUUAUGAAAAAACUACCAGUGAAGUUAGGCGGUCAUGCUCAAUACAAAAUGAUAAAGAAACAAUUGAAGACCAUUGUUUAUAACUCUCUUACAGUUGAUGAAUGUGAUGAGAAUUGGUUAAGAAUGAUUGAGGAGUUUAAGCUGGAGAACAAUGAUUGGUUGAAAUCUUUAUAUGAGGAACGGAAUAGAUGGCAAUUUGUUGAACAGUAUGAUAGUGCAUUGAAGAAGAAUAUUGAGAAUGAAAAAAAAUUGGAUUUUGUUUCUUUUAAUUCCAUCAUGCCAGUUAUUCUUGGUCAUUCUAUUGAAAGACAAUUCCAAAACGCCUACACUAACAAUAUAUUUACGUUGUUCCAAGAUGAAAUAAGAGGGUUGAUGUUUUGCGAUGCCUCUUUGUUGAGGGAAGAAGGGGAAACUUUAAUAUUUGAAGUAGUAGAAAAUAUGUUGGGAAAUAAUGGACAUCCUGGAAGAGAAGUUUCCUUUAGGGUACAUUAUACCGAGUUAGAUUGCCAAUUGAAGUGUGUGUGCCGUUUGUUUGAGUUCCGGGGAAUUUUAUGUAGGCAUGUGAUCAAAGUGUUAAUGAGAAUGAAGGUUAUUGAGGUUCUUAUGCGUUAUAUUAUGGACCGAUGGCGCAAAGAUAUUAAACGUGGGUAUCAAAGCAUCAGUAACAUAUAUGAUGAUUAUGGUUGUGAUGGAAAAAGACUUCGGUAUAAUACUCUCACCCCAUUGAUGCAAGAGGUUCAACAACUUGGAGCUGAAAAUGACGACAUUUGUUCUGUUUUGGUGAAAAUCAUGAAAGACACUAAGGAAAAACUUAUUAUUGCUUUGGAGAAUGGACAAUCAAUGGUUGAACAACUUGAAGAAGCAUCUACAUCUGGGGCAAAAGUGAUACACUCUCCAUUGAAAGUAAGAACCAAAGGUCGUCCACCCAUAAAGAGGAAGCAAUCUAAGGUUGAACAAAUAGUGAAGAAAUCAAUUGCAAAGGCCCAAAAGAAGAUUUUUGAUGUAUGCCAGUUUGUGAAUCAAGAACCAAUUGUUGAUUUUGUGAAUCAAGAACCAUCAAAGCCAUCGUGCACUGUUUCUGUUCUUUCUUCACUUAUGUUAUUUCUUGAAUACAGAUUUGUGAUGUAUGCCAUGGCCACGCAGGCUGUGAUGGACAAUAUGUAUGACAGAGAUGAAAUUCAAUGCAAUGCAUAUACAAACUCUGACUCCCUCAAUUCAAUGCACAAAUUUAAUGCACAACACUGA
Messenger RNA from Zingiber officinale, 1305 nucleotides. Its product is annotated as protein FAR1-RELATED SEQUENCE 6-like. Gene Ontology annotation, molecular function: zinc ion binding. The coding region runs from base 1 to 1305 and encodes 434 amino acids. Lineage: Eukaryota; Viridiplantae; Streptophyta; Magnoliopsida; Zingiberales; Zingiberaceae. The record is from RefSeq and is a predicted model, not a curated record. The transcript is spliced from 5 exons.